AUGCCCAGCUGGCCCCUUGGGGUUCGGCUGGCCUCUUGGGACUCGGCUGGCCCUUUGGGUCACCCUCCUCCUCUCUUUUUAUAUGUAAUCUCUUCUAUAAACUCAAUUCAAGGAAUCUAAGCCUGUUAGGCUAUUGUCUAUCAAAAAGAUCCCAAGAACUUUGUGGCUGUUGGUAUUGUGCUUGACGAAGUUGAUGAGGCGGCAAAUGAAAAGGAAGGUGAUGGAAAGAUGGAGGACAUCGACUGCAAUCAUGACAUUCGGAUUCAUGAAGAUUUGGGCCAUGUGUGCCGUGUGUGUGGUAUGAUUGUGAGAAGAGCUGAUUCAAUAAUUGAUUAUCAGUGGAAAAAGCCUUCAAGGAGAAAAACAAAUUGCUAUGGAGGACAUUCUAAGGAUGCUGAUGAGAUAGACUGUGGUACUGUUAAACUGUCUGAAGAUUUCAUAAUUGCAGAUGUUGCUAUUCAUCCUAGACAUGCUCAGACAAUGAAACUGCAUCAGUUGGAAGGUUUCAACUUUUUGGUUAAGAAUUUGUUUGGAGACAAGCCUGGAGGUUGCAUUCUUGCUCAUGCCCCAGGUUCAGGGAAAACAUUUAUGCUUAUAAGCUUCAUUCAGAGCUUUAUGGCAAGGUAUCCAUCUGCAAGGCCCCUUGUUGUGCUGCCCAAAGGGAUACUAGGUACAUGGAAGAAAGAAAUUCAAAGAUGGCAAGUGCAGGAUAUACCAUUGUAUGAUUUCUACUCUGUUAAGGCUGACAAAAGAGUAGAACAGUUGCAAAUCCUCAAAUCUUGGGAAGACAAGAUGAGUAUACUGUUUCUUGGAUACAAGCAGUUCUCCACAAUUGUCACUGAUGAUGGGGGCAGCAACGUCACUGCUGCAUGUCGGGACAGGCUGCUUAAGGUUCCCAACCUUCUGAUACUUGACGAGGGUCAUACACAUAGAAAUCGGGAGACUGAUGUACUAGAAUCGCUAAAUGGAGUGGAAACACCACACAAAGUGGUUCUUUCAGGUACACUUUUCGAGAAUCACGUUGAGGAAGUAUUUAAUAUCUUGAAUCUUGUUCGUCCAAAGUUUCUCAGGAUGGAAUCAUCCUGUCCUAUUGCCAGACUUAUAAUGAGUCAAUUUGAGAUAUCUGGUAGAGGUUCAAAAGGGUUUGCUGAUGCCGCAUUCACUGAGGCAGUUGAAGGAACCUUGUUGAAUGAUGAAAACUUCAAGAGAAAAGCACAUGUUAUUAGAGGUCUUAGAGAACUAACAAAGGAUGUGCUUCACUAUUAUAAGGAGGUUAAUGCUGAGAACAGGGCUAACACCUUGAGAGAUGAUUUUGUUGAUAGUCUGCAGGAUUCUAUCAAUGUGAAAGAUGUUGAGAGAAAGUACUUGCUUUCAGUCAAUGAGUUUUUUUUUGAAAGGCUACUGGUUAAGAUGAAGGGCUGGCAUGUGGGGAAAGAGAUUUUUAUGAUCUCUGGUGAUACUAGUCAAGAAGACAGAGAAGUGGCAGUGGACCAUUUUAACAACUCUGCUGAUGCAAAAGUUCUGUUUGGUUCUAUCAAGGCAUGUGGAGAGGGCAUCUCCCUCGUCGGUGCAUCGAGAGUUGUCAUUCUAGAUGUACACCUGAACCCAUCUGUCACCCGUCAAGCGAAUGGGCGUGCAUUCAGGCCCGGACAGCGGAAGAAGGUGUUUGUAUACAGGCUUGUAGCUGCCGAUUCUGAUGAGGAAAAGGUCCAUGAGACAGCAUUCAAGAAAGAAGUCAUACCGAAGUUGUGGUUUGAAUGGAGUGAUCACUGUACUACGGAAGACUUCAAGCUUGGUCAAGUUGAUACUGAUGACUCUGGGGACGAACUAUUGGAUACUAAAGCAAUCCGCCAGGAUAUCAAAGUGCUGUAUAGAAGGUGA
Miscanthus lutarioriparius is the source of this 1881-nucleotide messenger RNA. NCBI's taxonomy places the organism in Eukaryota, Viridiplantae, Streptophyta, Magnoliopsida, Poales, Poaceae. The record is from the annotation of a GenBank genome assembly.